Messenger RNA from Saccharomyces cerevisiae S288C, 1689 nucleotides. RefSeq names its product NAD-dependent histone deacetylase SIR2 (gene SIR2). The coding region runs from base 1 to 1689 and encodes 562 amino acids. Lineage: Eukaryota; Fungi; Ascomycota; Saccharomycetes; Saccharomycetales; Saccharomycetaceae. Gene Ontology annotation, molecular function: NAD-dependent protein lysine deacetylase activity; NAD+ binding; histone deacetylase activity, NAD-dependent. Gene Ontology annotation, cellular component: nuclear lumen; chromatin; nucleolus. The record is from RefSeq and is marked reviewed. Gene Ontology annotation, biological process: negative regulation of DNA recombination; silent mating-type cassette heterochromatin formation; negative regulation of DNA-templated transcription. The transcript has a single exon.
AUGACCAUCCCACAUAUGAAAUACGCCGUAUCAAAGACUAGCGAAAAUAAGGUUUCAAAUACAGUAAGCCCCACACAAGAUAAAGACGCGAUCAGAAAACAACCCGAUGACAUUAUAAAUAAUGAUGAACCUUCACAUAAGAAGAUAAAAGUAGCACAGCCGGAUUCCUUGAGGGAAACCAACACAACAGAUCCACUUGGGCACACUAAAGCUGCGCUCGGAGAAGUGGCAUCGAUGGAGCUCAAACCAACUAAUGACAUGGAUCCCUUGGCAGUGUCAGCAGCUUCAGUAGUGUCAAUGUCCAAUGACGUUUUGAAACCAGAGACGCCCAAGGGGCCAAUCAUAAUCAGUAAAAACCCAUCAAAUGGUAUUUUCUAUGGUCCCUCCUUCACUAAACGAGAGUCUCUCAAUGCUCGAAUGUUUCUGAAAUACUAUGGUGCACACAAAUUUUUAGACACUUACCUCCCCGAGGAUUUGAACUCGUUAUACAUUUACUAUCUUAUCAAGUUGCUAGGCUUUGAAGUUAAAGAUCAAGCGCUUAUCGGCACCAUCAACAGUAUUGUCCAUAUCAACUCGCAAGAGCGUGUUCAAGAUUUGGGAAGUGCAAUAUCUGUCACAAAUGUUGAAGACCCAUUGGCAAAAAAGCAAACAGUUCGUCUAAUCAAAGAUUUGCAAAGAGCAAUUAACAAAGUUCUAUGUACAAGAUUAAGAUUAUCCAAUUUUUUCACUAUUGAUCAUUUUAUUCAAAAAUUACAUACCGCUAGAAAAAUUUUGGUCCUGACUGGUGCAGGUGUUUCAACUUCAUUAGGGAUCCCGGACUUCAGAUCUUCUGAGGGGUUCUAUUCAAAGAUCAAACAUUUGGGGCUCGAUGAUCCCCAAGACGUUUUCAAUUACAAUAUAUUUAUGCACGACCCCUCUGUUUUCUAUAAUAUUGCCAAUAUGGUUUUACCUCCAGAAAAAAUUUAUUCUCCAUUGCAUAGUUUCAUUAAGAUGCUACAAAUGAAAGGGAAAUUAUUGAGAAAUUAUACUCAAAACAUUGAUAAUUUGGAAUCUUAUGCGGGAAUAAGCACAGAUAAACUGGUGCAGUGCCAUGGCUCUUUUGCUACUGCCACCUGCGUUACCUGCCAUUGGAACCUACCCGGUGAGAGGAUAUUUAAUAAAAUUAGAAACCUCGAACUUCCACUAUGCCCGUACUGUUACAAAAAAAGAAGAGAAUAUUUCCCAGAGGGAUAUAAUAAUAAAGUAGGUGUUGCUGCAUCACAGGGUUCAAUGUCGGAAAGGCCUCCAUAUAUCCUUAACUCAUAUGGCGUUCUCAAACCAGAUAUCACAUUCUUUGGCGAAGCACUGCCAAAUAAAUUUCAUAAGAGCAUUCGCGAAGAUAUCUUAGAAUGUGAUUUGUUGAUUUGCAUUGGGACAAGUUUAAAAGUAGCGCCAGUGUCUGAAAUCGUAAACAUGGUUCCUUCCCACGUUCCCCAAGUCCUGAUUAAUCGUGAUCCCGUCAAGCACGCAGAAUUUGAUUUAUCUCUUUUGGGGUACUGUGAUGACAUUGCAGCUAUGGUAGCCCAAAAAUGUGGCUGGACGAUUCCGCAUAAGAAAUGGAACGAUUUGAAGAACAAGAACUUUAAAUGCCAAGAGAAGGAUAAGGGCGUGUAUGUCGUUACAUCAGAUGAACAUCCCAAAACCCUCUAA